This is a messenger RNA of Pieris macdunnoughi, 639 nucleotides long. Lineage: Eukaryota; Metazoa; Arthropoda; Insecta; Lepidoptera; Pieridae. The record is from the annotation of a GenBank genome assembly.
AUGGUUGUAAAAAGCAAAGCAUUUGUAGCAAUGACGCUGCUAUCAAUUGCUAUCGUCGUCACCAUUUUAAUUGUGAACGCGCAAUCGAAGGAAACUAAUACACCAAAAACUGGAAUCAAGGAAUUAAUAACGAACGUCGUAAAGGAACAGAGCCAAAAGAUUAACGAUCUACUUAAUAAAAUACAGGCGAAUGCGCAAAGAGUAUUGCAGGAAUUGAGAAGCUUAAAUCAAAUUUCUGUAUUGAAUAAAAAACCCAAAAACUCUAAACUGACUCUACAAGGGAGAGAUUUCGGGCCAAAGUUUCAGAUUGAACCCACAGAUACGGGAUUGAAAGACACAACUGAAAAAUCAAGAAGCUUUACCAGCCAUUUCACUACUACUGGAUACGGUAUAAGUGGAACUGCUUAUGGAGGUGCAACUUACCACCAUCACUCAAUUGGCUUCGAUCCAUUAAAUAUCGUGCUUUCCAUGUCAUUACUGUCAUUCCUAUUUCAAGCCUUACAAACUCUAUUGGCCAAUACACGACUCCCUACUCCUGUAAUCGAAGCCAAAAGCUUAGACCCAGUAGAAAAAUUCGUCAAAAAGCUUCGAGAAAAGAAAGGGAAGAAAUACUGGAAUAAAUACAAGAGCAAGUACUGA